Messenger RNA from Paramecium octaurelia, 242 nucleotides. The record is from the annotation of a GenBank genome assembly. NCBI's taxonomy places the organism in Eukaryota, Ciliophora, Oligohymenophorea, Peniculida, Parameciidae.
AUGUUAUUAAAUAUUCUUUUCUCUGUAAGGAUCUUUAGACAACCGCAUUUCUUAUUUCGCAAAGUUUGUGUAUUAUUCUCUUAGACAUUUAGAGAGGUUUGCUUUAUAGAGGAUGUGAUUUGAAAGCAGAAUACAGAACUGCUUUUAAACAUUUUUACAUGGUCUGGUUGCACAUCAGCAACUAUAGAUAAGCUAGAUCUGAAAGAAAUCAAAUAAACAGAUUGCAAAUUUUAUUUUCUUGA